CGCCGCACCGAUCAUGGAUUAACGCCCGCGCGAGACUCCAUCUGAAAGGUUCCCGAUGUUGAACAUGUCCACCCCCAGCGAGCUGAAGUCUCCCUGUGUGACUCGCAACGGCAUGGUGAAGCUGCCGCCGAGCCAGCCCAACGGCCUGGGCAGCGCCAGCAUCACCAAGGGGACGCCCGCCGCCAAGAACCGCCUCUGCCAGUCGUCCUCCGUCCCCUCCAUCCUGCCCCCCCCGCCGUCCUCGCUGCCCUACCACCACCACCACCACCUGGACGCCGCGCCCGCCCUGCUGGCCUCCGACCUGGAUCCCGGGAAGCCCCUGGCGGGCCUGAAGCCGUCGCUCCGGCCGCUGCCGCCGCUCACCCUGCCCAAGCCCGUCCUGCUGGAGCGGCAGCUGGUGCUGGACGAGAAGCUGCUCAACCGGCUGCUCUGGUACUUCACCACGGCCGAGAAGUGCGUGCUGGCGCAGGUCUGCAAGACGUGGCGCAAAGUGCUGUACCAGCCCAAGUUCUGGGAGGGCGUGACGCCCAUCCUGCACGCCAAGGAGCUGUACACCCUGCUGCCCAACGGCGAGAAGGAGUUCGUCAGCCUGCAGGCCUUCGCGCUGCGGGGCUUCCAGUCCUUCUGCCUAGUGGGGGUGUCGGACCUCGACAUCUGCGAGUUCAUCGAUAACUACCCGCUGUCCAAGAAAGGCGUUCGCUCGGUCAGCCUGAAGAGGUCCACCAUCACAGACGCCGGGCUGGAGGUCAUGUUAGAGCAGAUGCAGGGCCUGAUGCACCUGGAGCUGUCCGGCUGCAACGACUUCACGGAGGCCGGCCUGUGGUCCAGCCUCAACGCCCGGCUAACGUCUCUCAGCGUCAGCGACUGCAUCAACGUGGCGGACGACGCCAUCGCUGCUAUCUCGCAGCUCCUGCCCAACCUGUCGGAGCUGAGCCUGCAGGCCUACCACGUCACCGACACCGCCAUGGCCUACUUCACCGCCAAACAGGGCUACACCACCCACACCCUGCGGCUGCACUCCUGCUGGGAGAUCACCAACCACGGCGUGGUCAACAUGGUGCACAGCCUCCCCAACCUGACCGCCCUCAGCCUGUCCGGCUGCUCCAAGAUCACCGACGACGGCGUGGAGCUGGUGGCCGAGAACCUGCGCAAGCUGCGCAGCCUGGACCUGUCCUGGUGCCCCCGCAUCACCGACAUGGCCCUGGAGUACAUCGCCUGCGACCUGCACAAGCUGGAGGAGCUGGUGCUGGACAGGUGUGUGCGGAUCACGGACACCGGUUUGGGGUACUUGUCCACCAUGUCGUCGUUAAGAAGCCUCUACCUGCGCUGGUGCUGUCAGGUUCAGGACUUCGGCCUGCAGCAUUUGUUUGGAAUGAGAAGUCUUCGUCUACUGUCCCUCGCAGGCUGCCCCCUGCUGACCACCACCGGGCUGUCGGGCCUCAUCCAGCUCCACGAGCUGGAGGAGCUGGAGCUGACCAACUGCCCCGGGGCCACGGCCGAGCUCUUCAAGUACUACUCCCAGCACCUGCCCCAGUGCAUGGUCAUCGAGUAAGACCGGCAGGAACGCCGCGCCCCCACCUUCCUCCUCCUUACCUGUUCCUCACUCUUUUCUCAAACGCCAUCCUGGAUACCGAACUACUCCCACUGUACCACCGCCGAUCCCGACUAACCCGCCCCCGUGCCCCG
This is a messenger RNA of Salarias fasciatus (jewelled blenny), 1686 nucleotides long. It is a transcript of the gene fbxl16, whose product is annotated as F-box and leucine-rich repeat protein 16. Gene Ontology annotation, biological process: SCF-dependent proteasomal ubiquitin-dependent protein catabolic process. The transcript is spliced from 7 exons. Gene Ontology annotation, cellular component: SCF ubiquitin ligase complex. The coding region runs from base 56 to 1552 and encodes 498 amino acids. NCBI's taxonomy places the organism in Eukaryota, Metazoa, Chordata, Actinopteri, Blenniiformes, Blenniidae. The record is from RefSeq and is a predicted model, not a curated record. Gene Ontology annotation, molecular function: protein binding.